Molecule: messenger RNA, 2240 nt
Organism: Gallus gallus (chicken)
Lineage: Eukaryota; Metazoa; Chordata; Aves; Galliformes; Phasianidae
Gene: C2orf72
Product: chromosome 2 open reading frame 72
Exons: 3
Coding region: 51-785 (244 amino acids)
Source: RefSeq, a predicted model, not a curated record
GGGCGGCGCGGAGCUCCUCGCAGGGGACGCGGCGGCGGCGGCGGCGGGGGAUGGAGGCGGCGGAGCUGCGGGAGCUGCGGGCGUUGGUGGAGCGGGCGGGCGGGCGGCGGGCGGUGCUGCUGGUGGCCGAGGUGGUGGCGGAUGGCGCUCCGGCGGCGGCCACGUUGGCGUCGUUCGCCCGCGAGCUGCUGGGCGACGAGGCUCCUCCGGGGCAGGGGGUGGAGCCGGGAUGCCGGUCCCGGUCCCGAUGCCGGCGGCGGACGCUGGGGGCUCGGUUGCUGCUGGUGCUGUGCCGCGGAGGAACGGCGCGGGGCCGCGGGAGCCGCGCGCGGCUGCGGGAGAUGGUGCGGGACGUGCGGGGCCGUUUGCCCCUGGGGCCGCCGCCCGCCGUCGUCGGCGUUCUUCUGCCCGGUGGGGACGGGGAGGACGCGGCGGUGUUGGACGCGAUGCUGCGGCGGCACUUCCCGGCGGCAGGCACCGUGCAGGCGGCGCGUUACAGCCCCGGGAGCCCCGCAGCGCUGCGGGAGUGCCGCACCGCCGCCUGCCGAGCUCUGCGGGCCGCCCUGCAGCACCCCGCAGAGGAGGAGAAAGAGAGGGAGAGGUGGAGGCUGCCUGCCUUCCUGCAGUGCAUCUCUUGGAGCCGGAGGAGCCGGAGAAAAGGCCACGCGUCAAAAGCUGCAAACAGUGUUCAUGAAGAUGACCUGCAGGACCCUCAGGAGAUGGCUCUGACCAGUCUGUCUCCCAAUGGAAACUACGAAGAUGCUGCUGGAGGUGUGGGCACCUAAAGCUGUGGGCACCUGAUGUGAUCCCUGCCCCGGUCCUGCCUGGCUGGUGCGGAGCUGUGGGAGGAGGAGCUGUGCCCACUCGCCCUCAGAGAGCCCACAGAUUUCACCAAGGUCAUCUGUGGCUGCCAGCAGCCUCUGAGCUCCAUGAAAGAGCCACCCCCUGCCCAUGGGGCUGUGCUGGUGGACACCGGGCUUUGGAGGAGCCCUUUGGGAAUGUAUCCUCCAUCCUGGGCAAGGUGACGUGGGGACUUGAGCUUCCAUCUGCCCAAACAAAGGGAAACGAGCAAAGCUCCCCACUGAGAUUGCUAGAGGUGGCCUCCCAGGCAAACAGAUUCUGCUGCCUUAUUUUUCUGCCUUAUUGCUUUAUUCUGAAGCUGCCGACCUCUCUCUGAUCUGGGGGAAAAAAAAAAGAAAAAGACAAAUAAUGCAGCGGCAUGGAGACUGCAAUGGGACCGAGCACGAAGUCCUGUAUCUACCAGCCAGCUAAAAAGCUUGGAUAUGUGUGAAUAACAUGAAGAAAUGCAGCUCUGGGCAGCAAGCGUAACACAAAAGGUACUGAUAUUGCUGGCAGCUGGAGCAGAGCAUGGUUCUGAGAGCAGGAUGUGUCCGUCUGUCCCAUCGCGGUGCUCACAGGCUGACCAACACGCUGCCCGUGUCGGAGGGAGGCAGACAGGACUGUGAUGUGUGUGUGAGAUGGGUAUGGCACAGGUCUGUCACACCUGGCACAUCUCCACAGCUGUGGUGGCAGCUCCUGGACGUGCCCGCUGCGUUCCCCUCAGUGUGAUGGGGCUGCUUCAUGAACUGAUAGGAAUCCCAGAUCCAACCCCCCGCAGGGUUGCUUUGUGGGGAAUAUUAUCAUCGUGCUCAAAUGCCUUUUUUUUUUAGCUCUUAUUUUAAUGCAACACAAAGCAGGUCUGGUUUUGUUUUCAGCACACACGGCUGGGUUUGGUCUGCGCCUGGCCAUCCUUCUGGAGCUCCCCUCAGCUCAGGCAGAAACUCCAGCCCUGUCCUACACCCAACUCCAUGCUGGGUUGCAGCGUUGUGUCCUACAAUCAUAGAACAGUUUGAGUUGGAAGGGAUCCUUAAGGGCCAUCUGGCCCAACUCCCUGCACUGAACAGACACCCACAGCUCCAUCAGUGCUCAGAGCCCCGUCCAGCCUGACCUUGGCUGUCUGCAAGGACGGGGCUCCACCACCUCUGUGCAACCUGUGCCAGUGCCUCACUGUGAAAAACUAACUUCUAACGGUGCUGCUCUGCCCUUGGGGAGCAGGAGUGCCUUCCUGCAGGCCAGGGAGCGUGGCCCUGCCUUAGCCCUGCACACUGACCUCCAUCCUCUUCCCCCGCACCAGAGUGCUGUGGUGAGUUGUGCACAGCUCCAUGAGUUCCUAACUGAAGGGCACUGUUAUUCCAAGUGCUGGCUGUAAUCAAUAAAUACACUCGAUUUCUCAACUGGAA